AUGCAACCGAAGACAACAAAACAGCAUCCUACCGUAGUCGCAACCGUAGAUCGUCCACCUCUACAAGCGGAAAUGGAACCGCUAACUCUGCGACAACCACUGAGGCAUCUCCCUCCUCAACAUUACACGAAAGGCCUUCGUUCGCAUCCCCCUCAACCGUCUCGACAGCCAUCUGCAACAGGGACUUCUGCCGAAAAGUCAGUGCGGCUUCCGCCGUCAUUGAAGCACCAUCGACCUUAUCUUCACCGCCUGCCAACAACAGGAGAAGUGUCAGAGGAUGGGGAGCCAUCUCUCGUCUACCAUUGUGGAUCUGACGAAGGCCUUCGACACGCUGAAUCACGAAGUACUGUGGAAAAUAAUGCGAAAAUUCGGCUGUCCCGGGCAAUUCACUCAGAUGGAGCGCCAGAUCCACGAUGGCUUGACGGCGCGCGUCACGUACAAAGAAGCCGUUUCAAAGGCAUUCGCGGUGACCGACGGAGUGAAGCAGGGCUGCGUCCUCGCGCCUACCCUCUUCAUUCUUAUUUUGUCGGCAUGCUAAUGAACUCCUGCCGUGAUGGACGCCUCGAGAUCCGCAUCGCCUACGGGAUGGACGGCCAACUCCUAAACCACCGGCGGAUGCACUUCCUGCCGCCUGUAUUCACAACUACCGUCCAGGAACUUCUCUUCGCCGACGACUGUACCCUCAAAGCAAUUUUUGAAGGGGACAUGCAAGAGAGAAUGAAUCUCUUCGCCGCCGCUUGCGACAAAUCUGGCCUCAUCAUCAACACAGAGAAGACGGUGGUUGUGCACCAACCACCACCCAACGUUGCCUACAGUGAGUGA
Molecule: messenger RNA, 822 nt
Organism: Spirometra erinaceieuropaei
Lineage: Eukaryota; Metazoa; Platyhelminthes; Cestoda; Diphyllobothriidea; Diphyllobothriidae
Source: the annotation of a GenBank genome assembly